AUGGGACGUGGCAAAUUGAAGUCGCGAUAUCCUGGCAGUGCUGGCGAUUUAACAGAGACACCUUCAGCAUACAGAGGCAAACGAGGACGAGGGGGGUAUAAAGGAACUCGUGGGAGACCUGGGAGAGGAGGUAAAACAUAUCCUGUUUUGGCAGCCUUAAGCGCUGCACAGUCUGCUACUCCGCCAAACGAUGUUGACCAAGAAAGCUCGGGUACUGAUGAAGGAAGGCACCGCGAUGAGAAUGAUUAUAUCCGAACUGUUGUUGUCACUUCGGAGAAACAUUCGUAUUUUGGUCAAGUUUCUGUUUGUCUAAUUUGUGGCAGCGUUGGAAAAGAUGCUGAGGGUACGAUGAUUUCGUGUGCUACGUGUGCACAGAGUUAUCAUACCUUUUGUGUCGGCCUGCACGACAAACUUAACCCUACGAUUGUCAAAAGAGGGUGGAGAUGCUUGGAUUGCACAGUAUGUGAAGGUUGUGGUGAAGGCCGUGACGAGUCUAAACUUUUGCUUUGUGAUGAAUGUGAUGUUUCAUGCCAUAUUUAUUGCUUAAACCCUAAAUUAGAAGAAAUUCCGAAAGGUCCUUGGCGUUGUAAAUGGUAUAGUUUGGUUGGACUAGUUCCCCAUUAUAGCCGUUUGUGUUCAACUUGUCGUCGUUGUUCUCAACAGAUUUCUAAUGGAGUUGACGUGUCCCGGAUGGAGGGUUUAUGUGACACGUGCUUCUCUUUAAAAAAGUGUGCGAAAUGUCAUCAUAUUUACGAAGUCGGUGAUCAUAUCAUCAAGUGUCAACACUGUAACAGGUGGUUGCAUGGAAAGUGUGAAGAUUUGUAUGGAGAAGAUAUGCUGGAAUCCGCAUCUGAGAACGGAUUUAGGUGCUCACUGUGUCGGCCGCAGGGCAACAUGCCGUUAAGCGAUUCGGCAAAUUUAGUUUAUGACUUUGUAGCUAUAAACAAGUGUGCUACAGAAGUACUACAUUCUAGAAAUGUUCCACUUCAUCGUCCACACAGUGUUUCUUCUGAUCCGAUUACAGAUGGCGGAGUACAGCAGUACACGGGUAGGACUCACUCUUUUGAUGGAUUUGCUUUUUUCUUCGUUCAAAAUAACGGGUAUGACGAUGAAGAAAUUGAGAAUGCUGGAGCAAACGCAAAUAGUGGACGCGGAAGAGGUGGUCGAGGUGGUGGGCCUGGAAGAAGGACAUUACGAUUGGGGAUUGGGGGGUUUUUUGUGAAGACUCCUCGUCAUCGGUUAUUAGCAGCUGAAGAGGAUGGGAACGUAGAAGAGGACUCGGUAUUAGGACAAAAGCCAAAAUUGAAACGUCCGAGAAAGCCUAGGAGGUCACAGUUAGAGGAUAAUUACCCUCCAAGUAUCCAGGAAGCGUUUUUUGGUUUAAAACCAAUUGAGGGCCGGAAUUUGUUGGAGGUGACCGUAAAAGAGCCGUCUUUACACAGCGAGUACACCAAAGCAUCUGUGUCAUCCGAAGCUAGUCGUGAACUGCAUGAGUUGAGCGAGUCGGGAACUGAAGCUCUCAGAGAUGGUGAAAAUUUUCUUGGAGAUUUGAUGGAUACAGAUUUGUUG
Molecule: messenger RNA, 1569 nt
Organism: Enterobius vermicularis (human pinworm)
Lineage: Eukaryota; Metazoa; Nematoda; Chromadorea; Rhabditida; Oxyuridae
Source: the annotation of a GenBank genome assembly